AUGCCUACCACUCGUCGCCGCGGAGGCAACACUGCCGCCUCUCGCUCAGGUCAGUCGACGCUUUCAUUCGGCGGAAAGUCCAGAGUCACCAAGCCAUCGGCCACAUCGACACGAUCUCAGAAGACCAAAGACCUCGAACCAAUCUCAGCUGCUGUCACCUCGAAAGAGGUCCCAGAUCCGGAUCAAGUGCCCGUCACUCCCUCGGAGCCGUCACAGCCGCACGUUGCGGAGCUCGCCGUAAGACAGCAAGCCCAGGAGGAGAUUCAGCAACCGCUGUGCGAGGAGGAUAAGAAGGCGAUCAAGAUCACAGAACAGGAGCUGCAGCGGUAUUGGAAGAAGGAAGAGCAGACAAGGAAGGCACCUCGAGUCCACCAGGAAGAUCUAUCAUUGCACGAGAAGAUACUGAGACAUUUUGACCUAUCUAGUCAGUAUGGGCCAUGCAUCGGAAUUGCUCGGCUAAAGCGCUGGAGACGAGCGAAGAUGCUGAAUCUCAAUCCUCCUAUCGAAGUCCUUGCCGUCUUGCUGAAGGAGAAGGACACAGUGAAGCAGAGAGCUUAUGUCGACGAGUUGAUGUCUUGA
Molecule: messenger RNA, 579 nt
Organism: Aspergillus pseudoviridinutans
Lineage: Eukaryota; Fungi; Ascomycota; Eurotiomycetes; Eurotiales; Aspergillaceae
Product: putative DNA polymerase delta subunit 4
Exons: 3
Coding region: 1-579 (192 amino acids)
Biological process (GO): DNA synthesis involved in DNA repair; DNA-templated DNA replication
Cellular component (GO): delta DNA polymerase complex
Molecular function (GO): DNA-directed DNA polymerase activity
Source: RefSeq, a predicted model, not a curated record